UGACGUUGAUGGCGGCGGCGUCUGCGGUGGGGGCAGCAGCAGCCGGAGAGAGCGCGCGGUGUGUGCGAGUCUCGGGCGACGGGGCUGGAUUCCAAGCCUCAUUCGGCCACUCCAGUGCAGGAGGACGACGACGACGACGAGGAGGAGGAGGUAGUGGUGGUUGACGAGGCGCGAGCACGUGGAGGACAACGACGUGAAGGAGGAGGAGGAGAAAGGAGGAGGAGUGAGACGGAGGAGGCCGCGGCCUCGAGCCCCGGAGUGUCGGAGCGGCCAUGGACGACGUGGUGCUGGUCAGCGUGACCGGGGCGAACGGAGAAAUCGCCGUGCCCGUCCUCGUCGGCGCCGAGCACAUCCACGACCACCACCACCACCACAGCAGCAGCAGCAACCACCUCAACCAGCACCCGCAGCUGCGGCUUCUCCUCCACUCGCAGCACGAGCAGGAGGCGGGAGACGGCGGCGGCGGCGGCCAGGGCGACGCGGGGCCGCGAGGAGGAGGAGGAGGAGAUGACAAAGGCCGCGCCUCGCCCCCGGAGCAGCAGGCCGCAUUGUCGGCGGGCCCCGCUUUGACGCCGGACCCCGCGGGCUCCCACACAAAGGCGGCCUCCGAGGCGGCCGGGCCCGCGGGGCCUGAACACGACGACGCGGAGAAAGCGUCUGACGGUGACAACAUCGUCAACAACAACAGCAGCAGCAAGGAGGAGGAGGACGGCAGGAACAGCAGCAGCAGCAACAAAGAGGAGGCCGUGCCCGGCGAGGAGGUUGCACCUCCACCACCACCUCCACCACCUCCUCCUCUCAAUCUCCUGGAGUCUUGCGCUGCCUGUGGCCAGGCCCUGCAGAGGCGGGAGCCCAAGCUGCUGCCAUGCCUCCACUCCCUGUGUGCCGUGUGCGUGCCACCGCCGCAGCCGCAUAUCCCCGUUCCUAUGGCGGGGCCGGUCAUGAAUGGACAGCCUCACCAGCAGCCCCACCACCAGCAGCAGCAGCAUCCGCAGCAGCACCCACAACAGCAUCCACAGCACCAUCAGCAGCAGCAGCAUCAUCAGCAGCAACAGCAGCAGCCACCUUCGCCUGUGGGGCCCAUGUCAGUGCAAGCCAUCGUGCGCUGCCCAAUCUGCCACCAAGGAUGCCAGCCCAAGGACAUCGUGGACAACUACUUUGUGACAGACGGCUCAGAGGGGGGAGUGGCGGGCACAGAGAACAGCUCACAGCCGUGCACGAGCUGCGACGACGGUGCGGACGCCGAGGGGUUCUGCGUGGAGUGCCUCGAGUGGCUGUGCCGCACGUGCAUCGAGGCUCACCAGCGCGUCAAGUUCACCAAGGACCACGCCAUCCGGCGCAAGGACGACGCUCAGGACGAUGCGGCGGGCAUGGCCACGCUGCGGCCCGUCUACUGCCCCGUCCAUCGCCGGGAGCCGCUGAAGCUCUUCUGCGAGACCUGCGACCGCCUCACCUGCCGGGACUGUCAGCUGCUGGGACACAAGGAGCACAGGUACCAAUUUGUGGAGGAGGCUUCGCAGCAGCAGGUGGUGAUUAUCGAGACUCUUACGGCCAAGCUGCAGGAGAAGAAGAACUACGUGCAUUUUGCCGCCAUGCAGGUGCAGAACAGACUGAACGAGGUCGUGGAGGCCCACAAGAAGGUGGAGCACGACAUCCGGGUGGCCGUCUUCACGCUCGUCAACGAAAUAAACAAGAGGGGCAAGUCGCUGCUGCAGCAGCUUGAGUCGGUGACACGUGAGCGGCAGGCCAAGCUGGGCCGCCAGCGGGACGAGAUUGGCGAGCUGGCGCGGCACGUGGAGCACGUCCUCAGCUUUGCGCGCUUCGCCGUCGCCAGCGGCAACAGCACCGCCCUGCUCUACAGCAAGCGGCUGGUGACGUACCAGCUGCGUGCCAUCCUAAGGGCGCGCUGCGACCCGGCGCCUGUGGCCAGCAGCGGCGUCAAGUUCCACUGCGAUUCCUCCUUCUGGGCCAAGAACGUCCUCAACCUCGGCACCCUGGUGGUUGAGAACCCUCCUCCCGGAGCGGUGCACGCGUUUCUACCCAACAUCGCGCUUGCGCAGGCAGGCCGGCCGCCCCCCGGCACCGUGCCACACAUGCCGGCCUCCCCCUCCGCGCCGGGCCCCCCUCUCCCGGCCUCGCUCGCGGGGCCGGGGGUCCCGAUGCGUCAGCAGGCGUCAGGGGGAGGACCCCUGCAGCCCCCGCCACUGGGCCCGCCGGGCUCCGGGCAGAUCAACUUGGCUCAGCUCCGUCUGCAGCACCUGCAGCAGCGGGCCAUCAAGCAGCAUCAGCAGCAACAGCAGCACCAGCAGCAGCAGCAACAGCAUCAGCAUCAACAGCAACAGCAGCAUCAGCUGCAGCAACAACACCAACAGCAGCAGCAACAGCAGCAGCAACAACAGCAGCAACAGCAGCAACAGCAGCAGCAGCAACAGCAGCAGCAACAGCAGCAGCAGCUUCGUCUGGUGGCCAGGCCUCAGCCAUUGCAACCCCACCGCAGAGUUUCUUCGUCUGCGUCCGUGGCGGCCGCUACCGCCCUUGCUACCGGGCAGCCGGCCUUCGCCACUCUCUCUCCGACCAACGGCGGGCAGCCACCACGGCUCAUCAGCGUGCAGUCCUUCCACCGAGCCACGCAGCACUUGUCGGCCACGCAAGCUCGCGCCGUCGCUCAAGGCGCCGGCAGCGUCCGCAUCGGGGGGCAGCAGCAGCAGCAGCAGCCUCCGGGACCACAACAGCAGCAGCCACAGCAGCAGCAGCAGCAGCGGGCACCACAGGGGCCCCCGCAAAACCCGGCACACUCGCUCCGACAGCACCCCGGCAGCAGUGUCCCCCUCGGGGGCCCCUUCCCCGUGGUGAGCCUCCACCCGCCCCCCCCGCCCCCCGCGCACCCCGCGCACCCCAAGCCAGCCCCCCUGGUGGCUUACGACCACAUCCCGUCUGUGACCAACCCUGAGAACUUGCCCUCCUUGCCACACAUACCCCAGAUACAGUUUGAGGACGUGUCAUCAGUGCUGAAGCUGGCGGCGGUUCACGCCAACGGGGCCCUAGCGGACGGUGUGCCCAGCCCCGCGCCCCGCCUCACCUCCCCCACAUUCUCCAUCUCCCCGGGGUCUGCCAUGCACUCGCCCGUGACGGUGGCGAGCCAGACGCCCAUCAGGCCUUCCAGUGCCUCCAGCACUGGCAGCCACGGCAGCUCCGCGUCCCCCAAAGUCCCAUACGUGCGCCUCGAGCGAAUCAAGCACGAGCCCGGCACGGCGCUCGCCGAGAGGGGCUCGGCGUGCGGGGGGCAGCAGCAGCAGCACCACCACCACCACCACCACCACGCGUUGGCAUCGGCGACCCCCGCGACCGCUGCGCCCCCCGCGUCCGCCAACAGCGUGAGCGUGAAGCAGGAGGCGGCGCUCGGCGGGGGCGGCGCCGCCGGGAGCGCCUGUUGCGUGCUGAGCAGCCCCGACAGCAUCCUCACCCCGCCGUUGUCCAACCCGAGCUGCGAGUCGCUGCCCAUCCAUGCCGUGCGCGUCAAGGAGGAGCGGCUCGACGGCGCCGACUACGCGGCGAGCUCCACGCCGCACUGCGGCGCUGGGCACGGCCACUCCCCUCGCCGACACAGCCAGCCCGACUCCACGACCGGCCUGCCCGGACACCGCGGCGCCGAGGGCACCGGCCGGGGUGCCAGCGGCGCGGACAGCAGUUCGGCGUUGCGGAGAGGAGACGAGGGUGCGGGGAGCGACGGCGCCGCCAGCGGCGGCGGCGGGGGGGACGAUGCGGCGCAGGAGCCGGCGCCGGAGCAGAUGGCCGAGGGUGCCGAGGGUGCCGAGGGCGCCGAGGGCGCCGAGGGCAACUGCGCCGUGUGCGGUGCGGACGCCCCCGUACUGGCCUGCGCGGAGUGCGGGGGGCGGUAUCACCUGACCUGUCACGUGCCCGUCCUCUCCGAGCAUCCUGGCGGGGACUGGCGCUGUGGCCUGUGCCGCGGCCCGGACUGCGAGGAAGAUGCGGCGGAGACGGCGCGGGAUGGUGUGACAGCCGGCGAGCGGAGGCGCUGCGAGGUGCUGCUGCUGUCAGUGCUGUGCCGCAUCACCAGCGAGCCCAGCGCUCCGCGCACCGGCGUCUCGGAAGCUGAAAAGCAAAUGAAUGGCACAGAAGCUGAUAGCGACGGAGGCGGCGGUGGCGACGGUGGCGACGCUCCGUUGCCGGGCUGGCUGGACGCGGUGAGGCUGCGACUCCAGCCCGACUCCGCGGAGCCGUACGGCAGCCCCGAGGAGUUUGUGUCGGCGCUGCGCUCGGGCCUGCGCUCACACCGGGACCACCGCGCGCUGGAGGCUCACGUCACGGACCGGCUUGGGGAGCUGUUCCCAGGGCCGAGCGAGACGCACGGCACGUGCGGCGCAGACUUGGCCGAGGACGCCGGCGUGGACGCCGCAGCAGCGGAGGUGGCGGACGCUGCCGGCGUGUGCCCGGACGGGCUCGCGACCGUGGACACGGCAGAGGCGUGCGGGGACCCGAGCGCCGGGACGAGCGAAGACGCCGGGACGAGCGGCACGGCGGACGCGUGCGCCGACGUGGGCGCCGGCAGCGCGGACGUGGGCGGCGCGCUGGAUGCGGACGCCGGCGCCGGAGCCGACGUGGUUGAGGACGCCGAAGUGGAGGUGGAGACGGCGGAGGCCGCCGAGGACGUCUCGACGUCCGCGGGCGGCGACGGGGGCGGGGACAGCGACGCCGAAUGCGGCGAACCGAAAUCCAAGCGCGCCAGGCUGGAUCCUGCCGAACCGGGCCCCUAGCGGCUGUCAGCCGCCGAGCGACAUGACCCAACGAACCCCGGCGGGAAACCAUCUCGCGGCCGCAGUUGACGAUCGUCUCGAGAAGUGCGAGUGGCCGUGCACGUCGCCAAACCCUGCGCUCGUCCCGUCGAGACCCAGUUUUUGGACGUGCGACUAUUUUGGGAAAAACCAAGUGCCAAAGCGAGUGCUGCCGAGCGUUGCGGGAGCUGCACGGCGUGAAUGUAGGGGGGGGGGGGCUUCCCCGCGGAGUGGGGUGGGGGGGCUGCGGGACGCGGCAGCGGCGACGGCGGGGACCGCCACAGGAAGCAUCCGCCGCGGCCUCCUGCCCACCCCGAUCAAAGCGUACGAGCAGCGUGGAGGUUUGGUGAAGAGCGGCACCGUUCGUCACAUUUAGCGCCCAACGCAUGACCAAGUGUGUGUUUAGCCGUGCGAUUGUUACAAGGUUUUUUGUAGUUGUAUUCUUAAUAUUAUUAUCAUCAUUGUAUUUAUUUUAUCACCAUCUUGCUGCAGGACUGGGUGGGAGUGUAUUUAUCUUGCCGUGCAGCUGGGGUAAGCGCGCCCACCGGCACGUCCUUGUUCCAAGAGGAGAGCGGCCGUGUCCCCCGACCAAGACGGGUUGUAACUUUUUUUAUUUUUUCAGGGUUUUACCUGAAGUUCGCGACGUGAGCCAAGCGGGGGGCGGGGGGGGCCGGGGGCCUCGUGGCCUCGUCUUCCCAUGUACAGACUCGGACUCGAUUCGGUCAAGCUUGCGGCUACUACACAUGCGCACGUGCCGGCCGUCCUCCGGUACGGCACCCCGCCAUCACGACGUUCGGCGGAGAAAUCACUUGGCUUCUCUUCGAAUCACCUCGUCGCGCGUUCCCAACGGACCUGGAACUAAUGAAUCCCAACGAGAGCCAGCGCCCUGCUCGCCCACCCACUCGCUUGCACGGCCGCCCACACACUCGCCCACCCCCGUACCUCCACCGCGGGGCUGCAGGUGAGAGAGACUUCUCUGAAUGACGAAAGGAUCCUUCAUCUCCCGUGGCUCAUCCUUCAUCGACCGUUGUUCCCCCGCCCCCCCCUGGCCUCGUCUUCAUGCCCACGCACAAGCCCACGCACACACGGACUGGCGCGCGCAGGCGCAGGCUAGUUAAGCGUCCUCACGGCGCGCUCUCUGCGGCAUCGUUGGCGACUCGAGGUGUGACGCUGGCAGAGCGCGACGCGGAACGGUUCUACCGUAGUCGGUGGCUGCAGCAGGAGCUUGUUUCUGGUUUAAGCGAUGUUUUUAGUUGGGGGGGGGGGGGUAAUUGAAUUGCAAGACUGUGUUUGUGUCGAUAACAAGAACCAAAACAAGGCUCGCCCAGUGACGUCCGUGUGUUUUUCCUGAUAAUAGAGUUUUCCCAUUUUUUCUGGCAACAAAACAGGUGUUAAGAUGUUAAAACACCAAACUGAAACUUUUUACAAGGAAUCGUGUCUGCACAAUGCUUGUUGUCAGAAUGCAAACAAAUAACACUCUGAUAAUAUAUGGAUUGUCCUUGAAACUGAUUGGUCCACACCAGAGGCAGCUUUCUUUUUAGCCUCAUCUCAAACGGUGUUAGACCAGAGGACGCCAAAGGGCGUGUAACGCCUUUUGGCGUCAGGUUUCAGUUUGGUGUUUUAACAUCUUAACACCUGUUUUGUUUGCCAGAAAAAGGGGAAAAACCUAUUAUCAUAUUUUGUUACUGGCAAAGGAGGUCCCAUGAUGUUUUUCCUGUCAGAGAUGGACCCCGGUGGUCAUCGGCGAUGGAUCUGCUCUCAAAUAACUUUUUCCACCGGUACAGCCGCGCCGUGCCGAGCCGGCCCAGCGCAGGAGGUGCCGGCCGGGUUCUUUCUCUCCGGCAGAACCCGAGGCGUGGACGCGGUCAUUGUCCCCUCCCGGCCCCGAGAGAGAGAGAGAUUGAAAUGUCUGCCGAGGCCGAGCGUAUCGCUUUGGUUCUGGCUCGGCGUGGCAGACUGCGAGUGGGAAACCAAGCGUAGCGCGAGAGCCCGGCGUCCAACAGGGUAACGAUAGCGGCAGCCCCCUCGGCCGGGGCUCCCGGCGCACCCCCAGGGUCUGCUGCGGUGGUCGUAAACGCUCACCGCGUCGUCAUCGGCCGUGAUCGAUCCACUGAUGGAUGAAUGCCCCCCCCCCCCCCACAGGCUGUCACCAUCUCUCACAAUCAUGCAUCUAAUAAUCCACCCACGCACGAGCCGAUUGCAUCGCUCCAUCUCCUCGAUGGACGUUUCUCGGACUUGUGGCAUUAAAUUUGAACGAACCGUGACGUGCGUGGAAAAUAAUAAUUCACUUCAUCGCAAACGUCACGAUAAACAUUGUUGAUUUUAAUUCACAAGAGAGAAUGUGCACUUUUGUGUUUGUCAACAUUAAAAAUGAACGUAUUGCUAUUAACAUGCCAGACCUUGCUAUUAAUGUACAUCAUCCUUCACGCGACAUAUUUUUCCGUUAAAACAAAAGUCGAUUCCCACAUUUACAUCAAGGUAUUGGGAGCACCGGGCCCCGUCCGGU
Lethenteron reissneri (Far Eastern brook lamprey) is the source of this 7299-nucleotide messenger RNA. RefSeq names its product E3 ubiquitin-protein ligase TRIM33-like. Gene Ontology annotation, cellular component: chromatin. Gene Ontology annotation, molecular function: zinc ion binding. NCBI's taxonomy places the organism in Eukaryota, Metazoa, Chordata, Hyperoartia, Petromyzontiformes, Petromyzontidae. The record is from RefSeq and is a predicted model, not a curated record.